AUGCCGGCGGCCAUGUCUCCGACUACUAGUGCCGACGGAGGCGGUAACAUCAACCCACUGUUCAAAGAUUUUCAGUUUCCUCCUUACGAUGAAAUACGGCCUGAUCAUAUUUGCCCGGGUAUCACCGCCUUGUUAAACCAACUUGAGCCAAAAUUGGAGCUACUAGAGAGUGUUGUAAAGGAAGAGCAAACAUGGGAGAAAUUGGUGGAACCACUAGAAAAGAUCAUCGACCAGUUGGGUUUGGUUUGGGGUGCGCUUAGUCACCUCCAGAUGGUUAAGAAUACACCUCAACUACGGGCAGCCAUCCAAAAAAUAGAGCCAGCAGUAGUUGCAUUUCGUCUCAAAUUGGAUGGGAGUAAGCCGGUUUAUGAUGCAUUCAGAGCUAUUCGAGAUUCCCCUACUACUUGGGAUGCCCUUAGUGAUUCUCAAAAGAGAGUAGUCGAAUUGAGAAUAUGGCUAGGUGUUGUUAGUGGCAUUGGUCUCGAAGGUGAUGAAAGAGAACGGUUUGUGGAGAUUGAACAGGAGAUGAACCACUUAUCUAAAAGGUUCAAGGAGAAUAUGUUGGAUUCCACAAACAAUUUUGAAAAAGAAAUUAUUGAUAUGAAGGAUAUUGAAGGGUUAACUGCCACAGCUCUUGGAUUGGCUGCCCAAAGAGCAAUCUCAAAGGGAUAUGAAAAUGCAACCGCUGAAAAUGGUCCAUGGGUACUUACGCUGGAUGCUCAAAGCUAUGAGUCUGUUAUGCAACAUGCCAAAAAUCGAAACUUAAGGGAGGAAGUCUACCGUGCUCAUAAGAGUCGUGCUUCAACUGGGGAAUUUGACAAUACACCUAUAAUCGAAAAAAUGCUAUCACUUAGACUCGAAAAGGCAAAACUUCUUGGGUUCAGCAACUAUGCAGAGGUAUGCAUGAAAAACAAGAUGGCAACUGUUGACAAAGCUCGUCAAUUCCUUGAAAAUCUUAGAGCUGUGUCAUGGGAUCGUGCAGUUCAAGAGAUGGAAGAUCUCAAACAAUUUGCUAAAAGCCAAGGUGCCCCAGAAGCUGAUAGUCUGGAACAAUGGGACAGAUUGUUUUGGUCUGAAAGGCUUCGCGAAUCGAAAUUCAAUAUACACGAGGGAGAUAUUCGUCCUUACUUUUCAUUUCCUAAUGUGAUGGAUGGUCUAUUCAAACUUGUCAAAAGGCUUUUUGGGAUCAAGUUUGAGGCUGCUGAUGGUUUAUGUCAAGUCUGGGACAAGGAGGUCAAAUUUUACUGCGUCAAGGAUUCUUUAGGCUCAACCGUUGGCUUUUGUUACUUUGAUCCAUAUUCACGACCAUCUGAAAAGCAAGAAGGUGCUUGGAAUGUUUCUUUUGUCUUUAGGAGUCGAGCAAUGUCACCUGAUGGUAUGUCUCCUAGGCUACCUGUCGCGACCGUUGGGACCAAUCUGAUGCCCCCUAUGGAUAACAAGCCAAGCCUCUUAACAUUCGAAGAUGUCAAGAUUGUGUUUCACGAAUUUGGCCAUGCUCUUCAGCACAUUCUAGUAAGAGAAGAUGAGGGUUUAAUUUCUAGUCUCCGGGGCAUCGAGCACGAUGCUUGGGAAAUACCCUCUCAAUUUAUGGAAAAUUGGUGCUAUCAUAGGGAAACCUUAAUGAGUAUCACCAAGCAUUAUGAAUCAGGAGAAACUCUCCCAGAAAUCAUGUAUGAGAAGCUCGUUGAAGCUAGAACAUUUGGAGCUGGCACUCAAUUUCUCUUGAAGCUAGGAGUUUCAAGUCUUGAUCUUGAGUUGCAUGCAAAUUAUGCACCUGGUGGUUCAGAAACAGUCAUUGAUGUAGAGCGUAGAAUCAUGGGAAGACAUCAAGUCUUUCCUUUGUUAUCAUAUACUCGUUAUAUAUGUUUUUUCUUUCAUAUAUUUGCGGGUGGGUAUGAAGCUGGUUGUUAUGGUUACCAGUGGGCAGAGGUCUUCUCAGCCGAUGCGUUCUCAGCAUUUGAAGGCGUUGGAUUUGAUAAUGAAAAGGCCAUUGAAGAAACUGGGAAACGAUUUCGAGAAACAAUUCUUGGAUUUGGAGGAGGGAAGACUGCUUCACAGGUUUAUCUAGAAUUCCGAGGACGUGAGCCGUCUCUGGAGGCUUUGAUCAGGCAUAAUGGUUUAUUGGUAGUUGAAGGCAGCACUGAUUUCGCCUAG
This is a messenger RNA of Oldenlandia corymbosa var. corymbosa, 2154 nucleotides long. The record is from the annotation of a GenBank genome assembly. NCBI's taxonomy places the organism in Eukaryota, Viridiplantae, Streptophyta, Magnoliopsida, Gentianales, Rubiaceae.